Annulohypoxylon maeteangense is the source of this 1347-nucleotide messenger RNA. Its product is annotated as 6-hydroxy-D-nicotine oxidase. The coding region runs from base 1 to 1347 and encodes 448 amino acids. NCBI's taxonomy places the organism in Eukaryota, Fungi, Ascomycota, Sordariomycetes, Xylariales, Hypoxylaceae. The transcript is spliced from 7 exons. Gene Ontology annotation, molecular function: FAD binding. The record is from RefSeq and is a predicted model, not a curated record.
AUGUCGGACUCCGCUGUAGUCGCGAGCAACAUUCUGGCCUCAAGACUUAAAGGUCGCGUGGUGACACCAGACGAUAAUCUAUAUCAAUCCGAGAAGAAUUUCCCCUGGUCUCAAACAUGUUGGCUCCCUGCCGCCUGUUAUGUGCAACCUCACACCUCUGAUGAAGUUGCUAUUGCGCUAAAAUGCAUUAAGGAGGCCGAAUCUCAAUUCGCUAUUCGAUGUGGUGGGCAUAACUGCAACGUCAAUGUUAGCAGUGUGGACAGCUCCGGAGUUGUGAUCGAUCUUCGCAACCUUAAUUCCCUCUCACUAGACAGGACGAGCGGUAUUGCCCGCGUUGGUGCAGGGUGCAAGUGGGAGCAGGUAUACGCGUUUCUUGAGGAGCAUGGUCUCACUGCUAUAGGGGGUCGGCAGAAGGAUGUUGGAGUAGGAGGUUUUUUUCUUGGAGGGGGCAUGUCUGCAUUUUCCAAUCUCCAUGGAUUAGGGGCAGACAACAUCGUGAAUUUUGAGGUAGUUCUUGCGAGUUCGAUAAUAGUAAACGCAAACAAGGAUGAGAACUCAGACCUGUGUCAUGCUCUCAAAGGAGGUGGUUCUAACUUCGGCGUUGUGACUCGAUUCGAUAUUCAGACUUGCGAGAUCAAAGCUCAAUACACUUUAAACAUGUAUGAUCUGGCAGACUACUCAAACAUCCUACGCGCCACUAUCGAAGUACAAGAAGCCAUGGAGACAGAUCCGAAAUACGGCAUGUUCGUCACGUUCUACCCUACCAUGUGUUUCGUAGGUCUUUUCUACGCCGAUUGGGCUGAGGAGACCCCAAAGGCCUUCAAGUCCAUGAAGUCACUCGUGGAUUCUUUAAGGCCUGCGACGCAUCUCAGACGCCAGGUUUACACAGCGAGCACCAAACUCUCAUAUGACAUGUACCUCAACAUACAUAAACAUUGGCUGGGGAUGUUAGAAAAGAACCCAGGUGCUGGCAACAUGUUCUACGCUAUACCGCCCGUAUCAACAAAUGUGUCGCAGCUCGCAGAGGCCCGCGGCGGGAACCCGAUGGGGAUAGAGCGUGUACCACAGACUUGGUGGGCUUUCGCCUCCGAGUGGGAAGAUGAGGUGAAUGAUGCGGCUGGUUACCAAGGAGUAAGCGAACUCUGCUCGGGCGCGCAAAAGAUUGCGCAGGAAAAGGGGCAGCUGCUCAACUUGAUAUUCAUGAACGACGCCUCGACUUCUCAAAAUGUGCUUGCAAGUUACGGCGCAGAUAACGCUAGAAUGUUGCAGGAGACGGCAGCUAAGUAUGAUCCCCAGGGGGUCUUUCAAAAGCUACAGUAUGACGGGUUCCUUAUACGAAAGAUGUAG